GUUCACUAACAUUUCAGUCUGCAGAUCAGUUGCACAAAACCAAUCAAGCUAAAAAAUGUGGUCGACCACACUCUUCAUGUUUUUGGCACUUCUUGUCCUCAACACCACAAUUGCACAAAAUUCUAACUCCAGAUUCUGGGUUGUCUCCACGACAGAACCGUCUUCCGACCAACAAAAUGCCGAUAACGAUUCUGUAGCAGCUCUGAAAGAAAAACUAAAACUUCACGAUGCCCAACUUAUGGAAUUGAAGACCCAGCUACAAGCAACAAAAAAAGAAAUGCUUGGCUUAAGCGAAAAACACCUAAAGCAGAAGAUUUUUCCUCCGCAGGACUGUCAAGAGGUCCUGCGACGCGGCCACAAAGCUUCCGGUAUGUACAAAAUUAAACCUAGAUACUCUCCGGAGGAGUUCUGGGCAUGGUGCGACUUGACGACAAGUCAGGGCGGCUGGACUUACGUUCUCAACAGGUUCGACGGCUCGGUGGAUUUUUUGCGAAACUGGACCGAUUACAAGAUCGGGUUUGGUGAUCCUUCGGGAGAGUUUUGGUUGGGCUUGGAACAUUUGUACCAUUUAACAGGCGAUAAACGGAAUGAAUUGUUGUUCGAACUUGUGGAUUGGGAUAUGAAGAAAAUGAACGCAGGGUAUGACAAGUUCAUAAUUGGGAAUGAAGGUGAAGGAUAUGAACUCAAAUCGGUAGGAAAAUUUCAACAAGGUACAGGAGAUUCUUUGUCACGACACGUAAAUAUGAAAUUUUCUACUCCGGAUAGGGACCAGAGUCCUGGAAAGUGCACUCUUAGUUUUAAAGCCUCAUGGUGGUAUAAAAAUUGCUUCGACAGUCAACUCACAGGCGUGUAUGCCGACCGAGGUCAAGGUAAAAAUAACCAAAACAUACACUGGAAUUCAUUCCAUGUACCUCAAUACAGUCUGAAGCAAGUUCGAAUGAUGAUCCGACCUAUAGAUUGACAGAUCUGGAAUAAAGUGGGGCUCAUUUCACUCAAAAAUGUAUCUUUAUCACUUCGCCAUUUUGAUAUAAAUAAAGCUUUUUGAUAUUUU
This is a messenger RNA of Zophobas morio, 1051 nucleotides long. Its product is annotated as angiopoietin-related protein 1-like. The record is from RefSeq and is a predicted model, not a curated record. The transcript has 4 exons. NCBI's taxonomy places the organism in Eukaryota, Metazoa, Arthropoda, Insecta, Coleoptera, Tenebrionidae. Bases 56 to 961 code for a protein of 301 amino acids.